Molecule: messenger RNA, 1042 nt
Organism: Stegodyphus dumicola
Lineage: Eukaryota; Metazoa; Arthropoda; Arachnida; Araneae; Eresidae
Source: RefSeq, a predicted model, not a curated record
GGUGUUGACGUGAUUUUUUAUCUUGGCGUAAACGUAUACGUUUGUAUCCCGCAUUUCUUCAAGAUGACCGACAACAAGAGAAAAGCUUCGGACACUGCUAUGGAUUCCUGUAAGAAACUGAAGGAGGUGGAAACUACUAAGAACACUGGUGUAAUAUUAGAAGAUGAGAUUCCGGAUGGAGUGUUUUACCUUGGAGACUGUGUUUUCGUGUUUCCUUCAACGUUCAACGGGCAUACAUCAGUCCAUAUUCGUCGCUACAAGAAAUAUGGUAAAAAGUUCUACCCAACACGCGAAGGUGUUACUAUCAGGCCAUCGCUAAUACCGAUCGUUAUACAGCGCCCCGAAAUACCACGAUCAAAGACCGAUCUCGAGUUCUUGCCAGAGAACGAAAUCACAAUUGAAAGUUCCGAUUUUCAAAAGUUUACCUUCACACAGAUCAAGAAAACACAUGACGGACAAUGUUUUUCCAAAUCCCUCAUCAUCACGGGAAGCCAAUGGAAACAGAUGAUAAAACAGUAUUGUGCUAUCUCUACGGCCGUUGCAGAUGAAGUUUAUUCGUCCAUAGACUUUUUUGAGGUGUACAAAAAUAUACAGGACCUACCUACAGAUGAAGAUCUGCCCAGUUCUCUGGAUGUAAGUCUUGGACAGCACUACCUUUUAGAUAUCCUUGAAAAGUCUUUUCGGAAACUCUUAACCACGAUGCCCGAUAGAUUUUUGAAAGAACCCGAAACGUGCGCCGAAGAAGUUAUUGGAAAUCGUAUAGAAACAUUCAACAAUAUAGCUUUGUUUCAGAACGUGCAAGAACUGGUACACAUUUUUUAUGAUAACUUGUGGGAACGUACACAAUUUCUAGCUCUGAGACCUCACGAUUACUUGACGCACAACUUUCUGAAAAACGUUUGUAUGAAAGAUGUCCUACAGAAAAGUAGGAAAUAUUUUUGUCCUGAAAAUGUGAGUGAGUACUUUGAAGAUUUAAUGUAAUGAAAUAUCUGUGUAAAUAUUUUAAAGGUGCCCUCGAAUAAAAAAAAAUUUUGUCAUGUUA